This is a messenger RNA of Vigna unguiculata (cowpea), 1312 nucleotides long. RefSeq names its product 2-phosphoglycolate phosphatase 2 (gene PGLP2). Gene Ontology annotation, cellular component: cytoplasm. Gene Ontology annotation, molecular function: phosphatase activity. Lineage: Eukaryota; Viridiplantae; Streptophyta; Magnoliopsida; Fabales; Fabaceae. The record is from RefSeq and is a predicted model, not a curated record.
UUUUCAUUUGGACCACUAACUGAGACACACGUCAUUCUAGGUGGCGUUUGAACUGUCACAGAAGCACUUUUCACAUUCUGUGUCUUCUUCUUCUUCUGCUAUGAGUACGAGUUCCCGACCCCUGUCACCAAGCAAUUUCAGGGAUCUCUUCGAUUCCGUGGAAGCUUUUCUUUUCGAUUGCGACGGUGUCAUUUGGAAGGGCGAUGAACUCAUCCAAGGCGUUUCGCAGACUCUCCAAAUGCUUCGCUCCAAGGGAAAGAAGCUCGUCUUCGUCACCAACAAUUCCUGGAAGUCGCGCUCUCAGUAUGCUCAAAAGUUUCAAUCCUUAGGAAUUUCCGUUUCCCAGGACGAGAUAUUCUCCUCGUCGUUUGCGGCUGCUAUGUACUUGAAGGCCAAGGAUUUCCCUUCACAAAACAAGGUUUAUGUGAUUGGUGGGGAGGGUAUACUGGAGGAGUUGCGGCUUGCUGGCAUUACAGCUUUUGGUGGACCAGAGGAUGCAAAUAAAACAAUAGACCUGAAGCAGAACUGCUUUGUUGAGCAUGAUAAGAGUGUUGGAGCUGUAGUGGUUGGUAUAGAUCCAAACAUUAACUAUUACAAGCUUCAGUACGGAACCCUUUGCAUACGAGAAAAUCUAGGAUGCCUUUUUAUUGCCACCAACCGUGAUGCAGUUGGACAUAUGACAGCUUUGCAAGAAUGGCCUGGUGCGGGUUGUAUGGUUGCUGCUAUAUGUGGAUCAACCCAGAAGGAGCCUGUUGUGGUGGGGAAACCAUCAACCUUUAUGAUGGAGUUUUUACUUAAGAAAUUCAACGUAAGUUGCUCCAAGAUGUGCAUGGUGGGUGAUAGACUAGAUACUGAUAUUUUGUUUGGACAAAAUGCUGGUUGCAAAACACUUCUAGUUCUUUCAGGUGUCACAACUCAGUCAGCUUUACAGGACCCUUCAAAUAAUAUCCAACCUGAUUACUAUACAAAUACAAUUUCUGACAUGCUUGACUUAUCAAAAGCAUGAAUGGGUUCUUCCCAAUUUAGACAUUCUUUUACACCCAUAUCAUCGAGAGUACUGUUCUAUUUAAUUUUUUCACAAUCUAAUUAUAACUUAUAUCUGGAUCUCUCUGUUACAUCACUUCGUUGUGAGGUGAUUUGCACUAAGCAUUAAUAGAAGAGACAUUGGUUGUUCUCCUUUGAGAAGCAGAACUAUUUUAUAAUUGCUCUGUAUACUCAUUUCGUUGCAGAAUAUAAGUCACGACGAGGGGAAAUUACUCGUUCUGGCAUUUCAAUAAAUGAGGCAUUGUAAUGCAAGUUUUGAUAUUUCUAA